AUGGAAAAGUUUUGGCUAUUAACACGGAAAGGAUUGUCCACAGGUCACACACCUCCCCUGCACCUCAAUUUCCGACCCAAACGCGCGCGUCUUCCACACUUGAAGAAUAAGUACUACUCUUCCUCCUUCAGCAAGGGGCUGACCGGGCCAGCCGACGGCACGUCCCAGCUGGAAGCGCCGCCACUCCUUUACGUUCCCCGUUUGCUCAUACUACUCUCCCUCCUCACCGCCAGCGGCCUCCGGUCCCGGGUCCGGCCUGGCGAGAGCGGGCCUGGCGAGGCUCCGAGACGGGUGGCCCCAGGAAGCCAGGCACGGCCGCGCCACACCUCGCACCGGCGACGCGGCGUCGCCUCCGCCCGGCACCGAGGCACAACCACGAGGUGGCCGCACCAGGGGCUCCUACAUGGCAGCCGGGACAGCGGACCCAGACCCCCUACUUCCAACUCACCGCCACGCCGGAAGCAGGAAGACGGAAGCCGCGGCUUUCAUGUCCCGCCCACAGGCCUGCCCCAGCGUGGAUGGGCCCGAGGAAAUCGGGGGGCAGUUUCCGGCGGCGCCAUUGCCGUGCGGGUCCCGGGACCUCGGCCGCGCAGGACGUGGGGUAGGGGGCGGGGCGGCGCCGGUUUCCGGGCAGCGGCAGGUGAGGCCGCGUGGGGCUGGAAGCCAGAGUCCCACGCGGGCGCCUCCUGCCUGGACUACGGGGCGGACGUGGGGGCGCGGGGCCGGGACCCCGAGAGCUCCGUACUGUCGUCUCGGAAAGAAGCGGGGACACGGCCCCCCUUCCCGGCUGGAGCCGCGCCGGUGUGGGGGGCCCGAUGGGUGAGGUCCGUGGCCCUGGGAAACUCGGACCAAGGCCGACGGCAAGAACGUAGUUGGUCCCCACGAACUAACCAAAGUCAGUCAUUAAAGCCUCCCGUAGAGGAGAUGGAGACGCAGCUGGACGGAGGUGGAUCCCCUGAAUCUUGUUCCUAAGGGAAAAUGCAGCCAUACUGUGUGAAGAGGGUUUUUUGUUUUCUUUUACGAGCCUAACUUAUUUCCUACACACAUACACACACACACACACACACACACACAAGAUUGAUACUUGCCUAAAAUAAAUUUGGUAAUUAAACUA
This is a messenger RNA of Manis javanica (Malayan pangolin), 1114 nucleotides long. Lineage: Eukaryota; Metazoa; Chordata; Mammalia; Pholidota; Manidae. The record is from RefSeq and is a predicted model, not a curated record.